AUUGAAGCUUACACUGGAAAAUCAUUAACUGACAUGCCCCCACAUGUCUUUGCCAUAGCAGAGGCUUCACUGCGCUACUACAAGACUGAGAGAAAGAAUCAAUCCUGCAUCAUCAGCGGUGAAAGUGGAGCUGGAAAGACCGAGACUACAAAAUUUAUAUUACAAUAUCUUUGUGCUGUGACAUACAGCGAAUCAAGAUGGGCAGAGCAGCAGAUCCUGGAAGCAAACACAGUACUGGAGGCAUUUGGUAAUGCAAAGACACUGAGAAAUGACAACUCGUCUCGUUUUGGCAAGUUCAUUCAAGUCUGCUUUGAUAAGAGAGGGCAGAUCAGCGGCUGCAUUAUUCAGGACUAUCUGCUUGAGCUAUCGAGAAUUAGCUUCCAGUCGCCAAACGAGCGAAACUAUCACAUAUUUUAUCAGAUGAUCGCCGGAGCCAUGAGAAACUCAGAACUAAAACAAGAGCUGCUCAUUGAGCCUGCCCACACUUUUAAUUACCUCAACCAGAGUGGUUGCUAUGAUCUUGAAAACAUUGACGAUGUCAAAAUGUUUGACGAUCUAUGUCUCGCAUUACAAGUGCUUCACAUAUCCCCGGAACUUGUGACUGGGAUUUUUCGUGUCCUGUCAGCCAUUUUAUGGAUCGGCAACCUCAAGUUUGGAGGUGAAGAUGAGGAGGCGUGUCACUUGGCAAAGGAAGACAAGGCUGUCAUUAAGAGAAUAGCAGUCCUUCUCGGGAUUCAGGAGUCGGUGAUUGAAAAAAUAUGUACAUCACGUGAGAUUCAUGUCAGAGGAUCUGUGACAAACAUAGCAUUGAAAUAUCAAGAGGCAAAGGAGAACAGACAUGCAAUGUCUAAGGCUCUAUACUCUCGCGUGUUCACUUGGCUUGUACAACAAAUCAACUCUUGCAACAAUCCCGGGACUGAUAGCUCCAGAUUCAUUGGUGUCCUUGAUAUAUUUGGUUUUGAGAAAUUCAAAAUUAAUUCAUUUGAGCAACUGUGCAUCAACUACACAAAUGAGAAGCUACACAAGUUCUUUAAUCACUAUGUGUUUGCACUUGAGCAGCAAGUGUACAAAGAGGAAGGGAUAAAGUUCUCUCACAUCACAUUCACUGAUAACACAGUUUGUCUGGAACUCAUUGAAAAGGCACCUAAGUGUAUUUUAAGACUCCUCGAUGAAGAGUGCAGGUUUCCAAAGGGAACUGAUCAGUCAUUUCUCAGUAAACUUCACCAUGAGGUGGUCAAGCAUCCAAACUUCAUAAAAGGAGAUGACAAGAGACGCUGGGGGAUUGAGUUUGGUAUACAACACUAUGCUGGACCCGUCAUCUAUACCAUCGAGGGUUUCCUUGAUAAAAACAAAGACGUGCAGCAGGAGAUGUUUUUUGAUGCAAUGGAGUCUUCCAAGAGUCCAUUUGUACUGGAAAUUGCCAAAUACAGAGACAUGCUCUCAACUUAUCUUGAGAUGGCAAAGAGUAGGACUACAGCCUCGAGGAGUCUUGUCAGUGGUACAAAGACAAUGAAGGGCAAGCCAACGGUCGGCGAUACAUUUAGAACUCAGCUCCUUGCACUUGUUGAUACGCUUGAUGCAACAACACCCUGGUAUGUUCGUUGUUUAAAGCCGAAUCAUCAUAAAGGUGCAUCCUCUUACGAUGAUGAACUGAUACUGUCACAGUUACGAUACUCAGGCAUGCUUGAUAUAGUCAGGAUCAGGAAAGAGGGGUAUCCGGUUCAUGUUCCUGCCAAAGAGUUCUUAGAGAAAUACCGGUGUCUUGCUCAAGUUGAGCUCCCUGACGACAACAAGAAAGCUGUAGCAUUCAUACUCAAGAGUCUGAAAGUCCCAGAGACCGAGUGGCAAAUCGGAAAAACGAAGGUUUUUCUACGAAAUUCAGUUUUUGAGCCUCUCGAGACGGAAAGGAGGAGCCUCCUCACGGCAAAGAUGAUCAUAAUACAAAAGAUCUGGCGUGGGUACAGGAUACGUAAGCGAUACCUCCAAACAAGACAAGCUACAAUUGUCAUUCAGAAAUAUUUCCGUGGGCAGAGACAGAGGAUCACUUUCCUUCGAAAGAAGAGAGCGGCAAUAUUGAUACAGGCGCAUGUACGAGCGCUAUUUGCAAGAAUACUUGUGGAAGAGCUUCGACAGAGGAAGAGAGAAGAGGAGGAGAGACUGGAGAGGCUUAGAAAGGAAGAGGAGGAGAGAAGACGAAGGGAAGACGAGCAGAGACGAAUCGAAAUGGAAGAGAAAGAGAAGGAAGAUGCUUUCAAGGAGGCUCAGAAAGAAUUACUCACUCUAGCUCAAAUGGCAAACAAGAAAGCAAAGAGAACCGUCGACACUAAAGGACAGGUCAAUCUCGAUGAGAUGUUCAUAUUUCUAAAAGAAGAUCCCAAAUCAGCGCAAGCUGGUAAGGACGAGAAGGUUUUUCUUCGCUCUCUGUCUCAAGAUCUGGAGGACAUGUUCCAGCAGUCUGAGGGUGCCAGACUACCAAUGCAGCCGAUAAGGGAAGCACCCAAACCUCCAGUGUUGACCUUUGAAGCUAAAGAGGCAUCAAGAGCUCAACGUAAGCGCCAAAGAGAGAGAAGAGUACUCAAAAAGUCUCUUGGGAUUGACGACGAGGGUGCUACUGGCGAGACUAGCUUUGACCCUUCGGCUUACCCCCUCUUAAAAUUUGCUGAGAUGUACUUCAAUGAUUUCCCAAAAGACACUGGAGGUUUCAGUACCUUUUCACUUCGCCGUAUGCCAUCCAGAAUCAAAGAUCCACUACCAAAGAAUGAGAUGCUUGUGUUCACAAAGAACACGUCACUCCCAACAUCAAUGAUACACAUGCACUUGCCAGAGAAUGUCAAUCUCUCUUGUUCGAUAUUCAAGGAUCUCUGUAGGUAUAUGAGGGGAGACAUCAAGGAAGAUCAGGUCAAUCUGAUAAUUCAAAGUAUCAUUGCAUACGGCAUUGAUAGAACCGAGCUGAGAGAUGAGAUCUUUUGUCAGAUUAUAAGACAAGUGACGGAAAACCCAAGUGAAGAGGCAACUCUUAGAGGAUGGCACUUUCUUACUCUAGCUACCAUUGCAUUCCCACCUACCAAAAACUUUAACAAGUAUCUUCAAGCUUUCUUUGUGACCAAGUCCAGUGAUCCUUUGGUUGGUAAAUUCUCUUCGAUGUGCCUCCAAACAAUGAGAACGGUCAAACCCAGUGCACGAAGACUACCUCCAUCAAGCAUUGAGAUUGAAGCUGUUAAGGUUCCAUCACAGCUCAUCUGUCGUUUUUAUUUCUUGGAUGGCAAAGCUAAAGCUAUGGGUGUCGAUCCAUCAGCUACUGCUUCAGACGUCAUUAAGAGUCUUGCUAGUCGCGUUGACCUCCAGUCUAGCGAUGGGUGGGGCCUGUUUGAAGUCAACCCUGACCGAGAACACUUUAUUAAAGGUCACGACUAUAUUUCUGACAUCCUCUCGCAAUGGGAAAGGGACAAGAGAUCCUCAAUGCGUAUGACUCAGUACACAACUAUCAGUAAGAGACCUUCCUUCACAGCUGCUCUAGGAGGAGGAGACUCUCGUUUUGUGUUCCGUAAGAGGAUAUUUAGGAGACCCAAGGAGAUACCUGAUGACCCAGUGGAGUAUCACUUAAUGUAUGCACAAGCUGUUCAUUCAGUAGCUAAGUUGGAUGAGUUUCCACUGAAUGAGAAAGUGGCACUUCAAUUGGCUGGUCUUCAUGCUCAGGUCCUAUGGGGUUCCUAUGACAGGACAAUGAUGAGCCGAUAUGAUGAACUGGAGCAGUACAUUCAUCCACGGAUCCUGUCAAGCAACAGGUUGAAAACAAGAGAAGACUGGAAGAAAUCAAUAGCAGAAGCACAUGAGAUGUUUGGUACUGGUAAAACUGCAUUACAAGCUAAAGUCUGGUAUCUGACUGCUGUCAAGCAUUACCCAUUGUAUGGCUACGCACAGUUCCCUGUGACUUAUAAGGGAUUCUGGUCACACCCAAAUGUACUGAUGCUUGCUGUUGGAGCUGAAGGAGUGAAAUUUGUCAACCAAAAAACAAAAAAUGUAAUGGCUGAAUAUAAUUACAACGAGUUGGAUAACGUGGCGGUUGAUAUCGUCGAGGAUGCCAUUACUCUGAACAUGAAAAUAACCGAAGCACAUCAGAAGCAAGUCUCAUUUAAUUUUGAAACAAAGCCGGGACAGAAGGAGGACAUAGCCAAUCUUAUUGCUAGCUACUCUCCUCAGCACCAGAACUGGCACAGAGUGGGAGAAGUAAAAACAAAUGUGGUCAAAGUGAGUGAAGAGGAAAGGUCAAGGAUAUGGGCUGACAUAGCAACACUGAGAAAGUCACUUGUGGAGCAUGGGAUCUUAAGGCAACCGGUGGAGCAGGCAACAGGGUUUUUGACAACAACGCUACGCCGCUAUGUCAACAAACAAAAAAUGGAACAAAUGUCAGCCGUAGGAACAGUUGGAAAAGACUAUGAGAAGUUGUACAAGAGAUCAUACUGGUCAUACUCCAAGACAAUGUUAAAGCAGCCACUGACAAUCAGUGUAGGAGUAGAGGAAGAUGAGAUAUGCAUGCAACUAUUUUAUACCAUACUAGUACACUCAGGCAUUACUCCUUCAAGUGGUAAAGGAUUUGAUGAAGUCAAUCCUGACGAUGUGAUGACUCUUGUACAGCUAUCACUUGAGAAAUGUCUGGAGAAAGAAGCACUCUGCAACGAGUUCUACCUUCAAAUCAUUAAACAAACCACCGAGCAGCCAGAAUCUAAUGGUCGUAUCAAUGUACAAAACUGGCGUUUCUUAUCAUUGGCCUGUGGGGUGGUUGUCCCCAGGAACAAGCAAAUACUUAACUACUUACAGGCCCAUCUCCGUCGCUGUACACUGGACACCUACACGGAGGAGGGACAGUAUGCCCAGUUCUGUCUUAAAGCUCUCAACAGGACAAUAGAGAGCAAGAAUAGGAAAUACCCUCCGUCACAGAGAGAGAUACAGUGCAUUAUUAGAAAGCGCCCAAUCCACGAGAGGUUCUAUUUCACUGAUGGACAAUUCAGAGCACUUGAGUUUGAUUCUGCAGCUACAGCUGAAGAGGUCGUUAAGAUGGUCCAGGAGAGGAUUGGUCUCUUUCAAGAUGCCUUUGGAUUCUCUCUUUAUGAAGUCCUUGGACAACUAGAGCGUAAUAUGCUACCAAGUGACAAAGUAUCUGAUGCAAUGUUCAAGUGGGAGAAGUACUCUAAAAGCACUGGAUCAACAAAGACACUUAGACUGACGUUUAAGAAGAGGCUCUUCAUAAGACCAUUCUACAAUCCAGAAGACAAUGUGGAGUUCAAUCUCCUUCUGCAUCAAGUGAUAGAUGAUGUCGUCAAUGACAGAUUCCCCAUUUCACUCUCUGAAGUGAUUUACUUGGCAGGACUAAGAGCUCAAGCUACGCUUGGAAACUAUCAAGACAGCAUUGAGUUUUCAGACUACAUGUCUAUCAUAGAGCAAGUAAUCCCAAAUCACUUGAGGCACAAAGUUCAUCCAGAUAACAUCAGACACAAGCACUAUGAAUACUCCGACACUUCAGAGCAGGAGUGCAAUGAAGCCUUGCUUGCCUUUGCGCAACAAUGGCAGCUGUAUGGAUCAACGAUAUUUGAAGUGGUUCAGGCACACACUACAACACUUCCAAAGAGUCUUUGGCUUGCAAUUAAUCAUUCUGGAGUACAUAUACUGAAGAGAAGGGAAAAGGAGCCACUGGUCUCUUACGAAUACAAGAACAUUGUCAAUUAUAGUCCUUCGUUGAAGAGUAUUCUAAUUGUGAUGGACAGUCUUACCAGAGGAACAAGAUUCAUAUUUAACACAACUCAAGCAUCUCAAAUUGCUCACUUAAUACGUGACUAUACACAUAUUGUCGCUGAGAAGCAACGCAAAUCCAUUAACAGAGUCUCCUACACACUGAUAUAAUCCCUUUCAUCUGACUUCAUUUACUUUUAUUUAUUCUUAUUUCAUUUUUUAAUAGUUAUUAUUAUUAUUAUUGUUGUUGUUAUUAUUAUUAUGCCAGAUGUGUUAUGAUUCAAAAAAACAAUAAAAUGGGAGCUAUUUGAUGUUUUGUGAGUACUAUUAUAAUUUUAUUAUGUAUUGAUUUUAAUUAUGCAGUUGGCACAAAUCUACAGCUUUUUAUAUGCACCACAGUCAUAUAAUCUAGCUAUUGAAUUUUUAAUAGUAUUAUCAAAAAUAGACAUAAUUUUAAUAUUAAACAAGCAAAUAGUCACAAGUUAAUAGUCCAGGUGGGUAUAAGACAAAUGCAAUUUGUUGUUAACAUACCCACACUUCUCAAAGAGCCCUUGGCUUUUAACAUUAUCUGCAUAAAUGUAACAAAAUGGAGUAAGUCCUUUGGCCAGUAUCUUGCAUGUUUGCUCUUGUAUGACAAUGGUGGCCAGUCCUUUCCCUCGAUGCUCUUCAACUGUAAAUAAGUGGUACAGGAUCCCCACAGCUGUUGAUACUAUCCAUGAAACUGGUUGAGCAGGUUCUGUUGAUGUGUCAUAAAUAGCAACACUCGGAUAGUUGGUAACUAAGUUAUUUAUAAAUGGCUGCGCUAUGUCACCUCCUUCGCCCCAUUUUGAUGCAACAAA
Amphimedon queenslandica is the source of this 6566-nucleotide messenger RNA. RefSeq names its product unconventional myosin-VIIa-like. Gene Ontology annotation, molecular function: cytoskeletal motor activity; protein binding; ATP binding. The transcript is spliced from 28 exons. Gene Ontology annotation, cellular component: cytoskeleton; myosin complex. NCBI's taxonomy places the organism in Eukaryota, Metazoa, Porifera, Demospongiae, Haplosclerida, Niphatidae. Gene Ontology annotation, biological process: signal transduction. Bases 34 to 5898 code for a protein of 1954 amino acids. The record is from RefSeq and is a predicted model, not a curated record.